AGGCGGGACUUCCGGCUGCACUUUUCCGGAGACCGCCCCUUCCUCUCGAUGCGGGAGGUUCAAACUGCUUUGUGUUUAGUUUGUGUUUUGGUCCUCUGGUCGCCGAUGCUGCCCUAGAGGACUGGACUGAUGUUUCAAUCGAAACACUUCUUGUUUCCAUGUUUUUCCGUAGAUGUGAUUAUUUUUCUUCAUCAAGAACUAUCUCUCGGUAGUUACUAUAUUACUGAAGGAACCGUGGAGAAGCAGUCGCAAACAGUACAGUUCGUGCCACUUGAGCAAAAGAGAGGUCGGUCAGAGGCCAUGGUUGCCCUCCUUUCGAGGUGAGGUGGAAAACCACUUCGCAGCCCACAGCUGCCGGUUCCAGUGAUACAUUUGUAAAUAAGCAGGAGAGGUCCAUUUUGUCUGAGUUCCAUUUUCCUUUGGACCAAAGACGUAGAAGUCUAUGCUGUUAGCAGUAGCCUGAAUUGUGCGUAGCUUAUUUACAUAUUUUUUAAAAGAGUUCAUCGGGCCUGCAUAGCAAACAUCUUUGGGUGCUGAGCCAUCAUGCCUGCCCAAGCUGUAUUUUUCUUACCAUGUAUAAUUGGUUUAUCUGAAAUGAGAUGCUGAGCGUUUCAGAACUCCCAAGCCUUAAGAACACUGCCUGCGCUGCUGUGUGUCCUCACUUCCUGCCAUCCAUGCUGAGAAGGGCGGCAUACCCAGGCACGGGAAUGGCAGCUGAGGUGCGGAUGGUACUCUAUGAGGAUGAUUCCGUCCAAGUGAACUACGCUGGUGGUUCCACUCUGCAGCUCUCUCCUUGCGGCUCUGAAUUUCUCUUUGAAAAGGCACCUCCUCCCUCAACACAUCCUUUAGAACAACCAGAGAGAAUUCGUCAACGGACACACUUUGUAAUUAGCAACUACCGAGAGCAAAUACAGCGAGCCCUAGAUUUUCGAAACUCUUCAGCUACGUGCCCUUUUUUAUCUGAAAGCAUCAUACCUUCUGAAAGAAAAAAGCAUAUCUUCAUUGAUUUCUCGGAAGUAGAAUGGCCCAGCCUUGACCGAGAUGACUGCACCACGUACUCAGAGAGUGGCAUAGUGAAGAUAACAUCCCUAGAUGGACAUGCGUACCUUUGCCUGCCCAGAUCGCAGCAGCAAUUUACAGUACAUUUUUUGUGUAAAAUGAGCCAGAGGCCAGAUUCAUCUGGAAUACUACCCGAAACAAAGAAUCAGGUCCCAAAAGAUAAACUAGUUGAGAAGACCAGAAAAGUCUGCAGAUGUGGAACUUUAUCAGGACAAAGAUUAAGGAAUAAAGAAAAUGAACCUCAUUCCCAGAUCUUGAAAUCUAAAAACGCUUCAGCGAACAUAUGUUGUGUGAAUGAAACUGAGGGGAGGGAGGAGCUGCCCUCCAGAGGCACAAAGCACAGAUGUGUGUACGCAUGGGUAAAGCAGGCUUGGUCUGUUGCCUCCUGUCCAGAGGAGUGGAAGUACCCUCUGUCUUUAGCACUUCGUUUUUAUAACAAAGUUCGUGUUGCAUCUAAAAUUGAUGCAGAUUUCCCUGCGAGUAGUAUUGUGACUAGUGACAAUCCUGAAGAAAGAGCACAAGAGGUUUCUGUCCUUCCCAGGGCCUUGUUCCUCAGCUGCCCUGCCCCACACAUGCACAGGUGGAACUUCUGUGACUCACUGUUACAGAGACAGUCUGAUGCAGAGGAAUAUUCGUAUCCCGAGCUUGUGAAGGUGGUGUGGUAUAAGGGUGUUACAUACAGGCUUACCCAUAAAAAUGUAAACUCAAUAGAGAUUUUUCCUGGAGAUGGAUCAGUUUUUAAAUCAGAAGGGGCUCAUUUUGGCAACUAUUUUACAUAUUAUUCAAGUCAAGAAGAGUCAGAAAAGAGAGAAGAGAAAACUUAUUAUGUAAAUAACCUUCCUCCAGACAGACCAGGAAAUCUCUUCUCUGUACGUUCUCUGAUUAAACGGGCAACCAGAAUUCUUAAACAUUGUGCCAAGAUAAGGCUUUCACUAAGCCACAACUACCGUGUGUGCUGCUGGAAAAUGGCACCGGGAAUAAAUGUCAGCAGUGUCCUGCCUGUGCUUCUGAAGGAGUCCCUCAUCCCAAGCGUGGGGACAUUCCUUGCUUACUCUGAUGACAAAGUCCAUGCUGUCUUUUUGGAUGGUGUCACACUAACGCUGAAUUGGGAUCUCAGCUCCUCUGCUGAAAAGAGACGAGUAGAUCAAGGUCUCAGCUUAGGUUGGUGCAGAUUAACUUUUCCUGAUGGGCAGGAUCAAUUAAUUCAAACUGAGCACCCUGGAGCAUAUGAAAGAUAUGUGACAUCAGUAAUAUCGUGGUGCAGAAGGCUAACGCAGACUAGCCCAAGACAGGUGUCCACACAUCUCUCGCCUGCUCUCCAAGAAAACUGGUCUGUUGCUUCUGAGCUUGAGAAAAUACAGAAAUUUAACCAGCUGCUGGAAAACAGUGGCGUCCUCAGCCUGACUUCUGGCAAGAAGAAUGAACAGUGUUCUUCUGAUCACUGUAAAUCAGGGUCUUCAGAAACCUUGCUAGAAGCAACUACAGGAGAGAGUGUAUCGGUAGCACUGAAAAAAACUUCUGAAAUCCUUCAGGACAUUGACUAUCUUCUGUCACUAUCUAGAAAGUGAAAAAUGAAAGUAUUACAAAAUCUUAAGGAUGUUUCAGAUUACUAUUAUGGAAUUGCUACAAACCCAAGAAAUUGCAAUUGUUACUUCUACAGAAUGAUUGUGCAAAACUGAUUUCACUUUGAUUGUAUCUUGCUCAGCUUGUAAAUGUUAGUAUUUGUGUGUAUAUACAUUUUUUAAAAUAAAGAACAGUUUUGAAAUUUUGAA
Molecule: messenger RNA, 2831 nt
Organism: Mastomys coucha (southern multimammate mouse)
Lineage: Eukaryota; Metazoa; Chordata; Mammalia; Rodentia; Muridae
Gene: CUNH5orf34
Product: chromosome unknown C5orf34 homolog
Exons: 15
Coding region: 600-2627 (675 amino acids)
Source: RefSeq, a predicted model, not a curated record